Molecule: messenger RNA, 5578 nt
Organism: Dinoponera quadriceps
Lineage: Eukaryota; Metazoa; Arthropoda; Insecta; Hymenoptera; Formicidae
Product: mucin-17-like
Exons: 5
Coding region: 98-4342 (1414 amino acids)
Cellular component (GO): extracellular region
Molecular function (GO): chitin binding
Source: RefSeq, a predicted model, not a curated record
GAUCGCGCCGAGGCGCAGUGCAUCCGUCGCUUUUCACGGUGGACGAACGUCGUCGGGGCCCGGCCGUCCGCACGCCGCCCGUGCAACGCCGGACAAAAUGCCGAUUAGCUUGCGUACUCUGUGUCUCGUGACGGCGGUCUUGUGCAACGUUCAGCGGAGUCUCGAACAUGAAAUCCCGAGGAGGAGCUUCCUGUCACGCAGGGCGAUCGACGGAACUAGAGGAAGGAAGUACUUCGACCCGAACGAGGAAGGUGCUUUCGACAGCUACGGUUCCGCGGGUGGUCAAUACGACCCGUACGACCACGUGACGGAUCUAUCUGACAUCAGGAAAAAUGUGCCGGGUGAGCCAGGCGUCGACUAUCCCGCCUACUCGACAUUACCUCAGACGGGAUUCACGUGCGAAGGACGUUCACGCGGCUAUUACGCCGACGAGGCGGCCGGGUGUCAGGUUUUCCACGUGUGUCACGACGUGCUGGUCUCCUCGUUUCUCUGCCCGAUAGGCUCGACUUUUAGCCAGAAGCUGCUGACCUGCGACUGGUGGACCAAGGUCGACUGCUCGUCCACCAACAGAUACCUCGGGGUGAACCGUAACAACUAUCAGAUCGACGACGACGAGAUGAUCCGCAACGCGUACGCGAUGAUCAGCCUGCAGUCCACCGAGGACGUCACCAAGGACGGCCUGGUGGAUCCCGACAGCGGCGCCAGGAUCGUCGACUACUCCACGCUAGGUGGUAGAACUCUGGGCUACACACCCGGAUUCCGCAGGAUCACGGAUUACCCUGCCGUCGACGCGACCGGGAACGACCUGCCGAGCGGCUUCGAGGACUACCCGCAGCGGAACGAUCGUCAGAUUCUUGACUACAGUCGUUAUCAAGAAAAACUGGCGAAGACCAGUUCCGUGUAUCAGAGCAAGUUCCACCUUGAGGACAAGGGACGGUCGCCUUACCACGCCUCUCCGAUCAUCCGACACGAUUAUCAGGGUCGAUCGGCCGGCGACAAUGAGUUCCAGGACGACUAUCGCAGACCCGACGGCUUCACCAAUCGGCUACAGGCCUCCUACGCGCCUACUGUUCCCACUGUUACCACCACCACGAGGAGAUUGUACUCGCCUACGGUUCCGACGACCUAUCGGCCUUCAACGUUGGCUUACAGCAAGCUGGAUCUGCUAAUGGACAGCUCUGAUCAUCUGUACGCGCACAGUAAGAGCCCGGUGACACCUCCCACGAUCGUUCGGCAGGACGAUGACACGGAAGAUAUCAGCUUGAGCGAAACUGCGCGUCACCACGACGACCCGGAGAGAUCGGAGAGCGAACGGAAGGCGGACGGGGCGCGUCUCAACUUCGAGGAGAAAUCGCGCACGAAUUUCAGGAUCAACGUGACCGACGCGAUCGACGAGCUGUUCAGGCAGCAGAGUGACAAGCCUGUUGUUAGAAACGACGAUGACGGGAACGACGAGAGCGCGGAAGUCAUCGAGCUGAAGGACAGCGUCGGAAUCGUGCAAGCGCUGAAUAAUUCACGCGGAAGGAUUAUCGUGCAGAGACAGGAUCCCGUGAUUCAAGCGUUGAAGAACGAUCGUGUUGGUCUGACCACACUUCCUCCAUCGGGGACGAGCGCUCACGGCGACACCGUGAACUCGACGCAGAUCCUGAAGAAGCCGGACGUGGUCGUGGCCAACGAAACCGGCAGCGACGGGUCGACGGAGGAUUACGAGGAUGUCGUGAACUCGACGGCUGGCGGUAUCGAAGACACGACGUACCUGAGCAGCUCCGAUGACGGCGCGACUCCGCCGGUGACGAACCGCCGAGAAAGAGACGACGACUCCUCGAUAGAGUCGACAACCGCGAGAGCUACGAUUGACACGACUGAGAGAAUCGCCGAGAAAAGUCACGAGGUGCUUGACGAUCGCUCCUCGUCCAAGGAGAAUCAGACGGCGGUGGACCAAAACUCGUCGUCGACGAAAUCGGUCUCCAGCUUCGGCGACGAGCAGUUCUCAGCGGACUUCGGCUUCCGGACUUCCCGACCAGCGCUGUUCUUGCGCCCACCACUGGAAGGCUUUUUCAUUAACGUCCCCGAAGAGACGCACUAUACGACGCUGGACGACGCUUUCAAGAGAUCCUGGGACUCCGGAGUGACGACCACCGAAAUCCCGCGUUUCUCCAGCGCGCUCUCUGGCAGCAGUAGGGACGAGUCGCCGGUUUACAACGAGAACAUCGACUACACGGACGAGAGUUUGCCGGUGACGACGCCCAGUCCGGAGGUUCAUCUCGCUGACCGGGUGAUCAUCGAAACGUCCACGCUCAUACCGUGGCUGGUUCCCUCGUGGCACGAUCGAUCGAAUGUCCCCGUGACCGACGUCGUGCCGCCGGUCGUGGACUACAACGACGGCUUCGGCGACUUCGUCCCGCCGGACCGAGACGCGAACGGACGCGUGGAGUCCUCGAGAGCGCAGGGUUUAAGGAACAGCAGCGAAACGGAAACCCUGAACCGAUACAAUACAGGCUUCCAGUUCACCAUCAGGGACGCCAUCAGGGCUCAGGCGCAGUCGGAAGUAGAUACGAAAUCACCGUGCCACUCUUCAACAUCCGAUGGGCGAACGAGGCACUGUGAGACGAGUUCGGCUGUCCCACAGGUGGCAGUUUCCACUCCCAGUGUCGAGCAGGAAGCAAUUUCCAUCGGCACAAAAGCGACCACGAGGUCGUCCGAGAAACCGGUCACGCCUGUCCCCGAUAAAUCUUCGACUUCUGUCGCGCGAUCUUCGGUCACCGUCAACGGUAACAUCGAUGUAGAGGGGUCGUCGUUGAAGGCGGUUACACCGAGAGGCGUGUUCCAGACCAAGAGACCCGAAGAGAACGUUGGAGAGACGACGGAAGCGACGACAACGAGCAGUCCGCUGCACCCGAUCCGUCCAGGAUCCUUGAAGCAGAUCGAGGAAACAAUCGACCGGCGGAAUUCUCCGUAUGAAGUGUCCUUCUCGGUGAAGAAAGACGAGGACCUGGACACGACUGCCGACGACUUCAUCAGCCGAUUAAUCGCUCAGCAACCGACCGUUCUGGGCGAUUUUGAGAUCAUCAAGUCGGUCGAGCCGGAAGACGAUCGAAUCACCGGCGUUCCUCAAGCGCCGAGGUUGCCGGAUAUUAGUCACACGUCUGCAGGCGUAAGCAGUUCCGUCGUUUCGUCAAGUAACACGGCCGAUCAACCCAAGGACUCGGACGUGAGUAUGCUAAAUCUCCUUCAGCUCAUGGCGGAACUGUUGAAACUAGACCGGCUGCCUCGGCCGUUCUCAACGAAUGUACACAACGCAGAGACCCCGAGGAAAUUAGACGACCCGAACGAGCCGCCCUUCGUCACGGCAAAUCCGCUUCUCGAUCAUUCGCAAGGUCAGACCACCCCCGGAAAUGCCAUUUCGAGGGCCUCCGUCUUCGAUAUUUCGAACACACCCGCUGACACCGCCGAGCCGAGAACGUCGUCGACCUUGGAUCGAAAUAAGCAAUCUUUCGUCACAACGAGUCCACUGUUAGAUUAUUCGCAGACACCGUUCGAAAAAGCCAACUCCAAGCCGCCCGCAUUCGACAUGUUGAAGAUAAAUGUUGGCAACUCAGAGCCAAAGACGCCACUGGAUCUGGACGGGAGUGAGCCAUUGUUCAUUACGACGAAUCCAUUAUUGGAUCAAUCACGGGCCAGAACGACGUUCAGGAAUGCGAAUUCCAAGGCGCCUUCCUUCGAUGAUACCAUGAAGACAACUACCAACGUUGCCUUCGGAGUGUCUCCCGACGUUUCUCCUCGAAUAAAUCCAGAUUACGCGACGAAGGCGAGCCUGUCGACGACAAACGGCAGGGGCAACCGGCCAUUUCAGAAGCAGGAGAUCCUGGAACAGUUGACGGAGAACUUCGGGCAGCCUUUGUAUGGCGGUGACUCGAUCCACCGGUCGCUCAUCUUCGACCUGCCGCAGGUGCAGAGGAGUUUAGACUUCGAGACCGGUCUGCCGAUAAAGGGGAGCGAGCGAGUGACUGAGGAGGCCGGAGUAAAGCUGGUGUCUUCUACAACGAGGUCAACGACGGCGGUGACGACGACGUCGCCGACCACAGCGCCGACGACUACGACGACACAAGGAACGAUCACGACGGCGGAGUCCGAAAGGACCAUCGUCGAGACCGAGUUCGUUCCUUCCUUAGGGUUCUCCUUCGACACCGACGAGGGUCGCGAGGAGUACGUGGAGGCGAUUCUCGGGGGAUUGAUCGACGACCACGGCAGAAACAAAUCCAGCGCCGCGCAAUUAACUCACGAAGCGCCAAAGAACGAGACCCUGAGACCCGGGAGACACGAGAGUUCAGAAGACGUCUGAAGAAUCUCCAGGGCGUAUGUGAAAGAUUUGAAAGCGUCUGUCGAAGAUCUGCCGGGUGCUUUUGAGAUGAGAACGGUCCCAUCGUUAUCGAUUACUCGUAUAAUGUCAGCGUUCGAUUGCUAUCUGAAGGAAUAGGCGAGUGCGCGAAGAAAAAUAAUUCCACCGUCGUAGCAAAAUCCAUCGUCGCUACUGUGAAUAAAACAUAUUCGUUGCGACGGCGAUAAAAUUUAGUUGACGAUCAAAUUAACAAAUUAUUGGUAAUUAGAGUAGAAACGGGCUUUGUCGUCGGGAUAAAAAGUACUCCGUUGAGUGAACAUGUCCUUAGGACACGUUAAUUUGCUGCUGGAACAAAAUAUCGUUUUCCUAAACUUACCGAUUUGUUCCUACAGCGAAGUGAUUUGUAAAUUCAGCCAAAUAAUUCAGCGAAUGACAAUUGGUAUUCUUAACGAGUCCUUUAGCUAUCCGCGUAUUGAUUGACAGAUCUCGCUGCGUCGGCAUAAAAUUUGCUGUGUCGGCAAAUUAUUUUUCUCCGUGUGGCAGGCGUGCGUUUAUUAAAGUUACAUUAAUCUUCCGUCCAUAUUAUAAUCGCAAGAUACACUAUGCAGCUGCAGUUAAGAGGAGGCGGCACAAUAACCGAUGCAUUGUGACUAUUUUCCUCACGCCGAAAUCACGCGUAUUUUCUAAUGUGACCAUAUAGAUAAGAUCUCGUGCGUUGUAAAACAAUGGAUCACGUCGUAAAAUGGAAUAAAAUGGAUCACGUCGUAAAAUGGUGGUCUUGCUCAUGUACAAGAGGAUGGAGUGUGUGUGUAUAUAACAAACAGCGUGUGCAUCCGGUGUGCGUGCAAGGGAACGUAUCUAGCAUUAUGAAUAUUUUGUCUAACCCGGAGUUUGAUACUCUUCCUUCUCCUUUUAAUACAUAUAUAUAUAUAUAUAUAUAUAUCUCGUUAUACAAAUUUCAACCGUGUAAUCGAUAAACACUUGCUGUAUACCCUCCUCCCACAUAGAGAGGCAGUUGAUUCACCAUGACAACGGUAGUGGCGUCCAAUUCGUUUACCGUUCAGUGUUGUUCAAUAUUUCUCCAAGGCGAUUCAAUCUAAUCUGAAUGUGAUUUCUCGAGAAACAAUUACACUCUGAAACUGAUUAAUCCGGAAACUUAGUCGCAUACAGUAACAAUUUAUCUACUUCUAAUCAAUUGUAAAUAAUCGCAAAGUUGUGUCGAUCUUAUAAGAAAAUAAA